AUGCUCGGAGCGGCAGCGGAGCUGGUGGCCUUGCUCGGGUCGCCUACCUUGGCCGCUGGGCUCGCUGAGGCGCGUACCCGAGGGAGGCGGAUCCCUUCAGCCCUCGAGAGGAACUGCAAGACGCUCGACGGGGCUGCGGCCUUCCUUCGCCAUCCGCGUGAGGCGGAGGCUGUCGUCGCCAGUCUUCGGCGCUGGCUGGAGGAUGGCGCCGUGCCAAGGGCGGGCCUGCAGGUAGAGGACAUCGAGGAGGUGCUCGGCAGCGACGGCAAGUUCGAGGAGGCUGGCCCCACACACCGUUUGGAGCUCGGCACGCAGGUGGUGACCGACGUGUUGGAGCCCAGGGAGGCCGAGGGCAAGCUCGAGCAGAAGUCCGCCCUGAGGGAGCUUCUGGUCGAGCAGGAGCGGAUCAAGACGGUGGAGCACGAGGCACAAGAUCUCGCACACAUGGUGGAGGAACGGCGUUUCAAGAUCGCGCAGCUUGAGAAGGCCAUGAGCGAGCAACACGAGAUCGCCUUCCUCGCAGAUGUCCCCGCCUUUCCCGUCCUGCACAUCUUCGGGGAGGCCCAGUCGUGCAACAUCGAGCAGCUCCAGCGCGACGACGACGCCCAGGAGACCAACGCCCUCCUGCUGAGCUCCACGGAUGACCAGGGCAGGCAGCUGAACGCCGUCGAGGCGAAGGAGAGCAUCUUGAACGGCCAGGUGAGCUCAACGGACGAGUGCGCGCAGGGGACCCUCGGCAACCCGCGGAGCAUCGUGAAGAACUUGGGCUGUCCCCAGCACACCUUCGCAAAGGAGAAGUGCAACGGCGACGCGCUGUCGGUCCAGGUGCGGUGGGGGGCCGCACGAACCCCCACAACCCCCAGUCGGCGCUGGGCAGAGGACCUUUGCGAGGACACCAUGCUCGCGGUGGUCGACGUGGAGGAGCCCCAUGGUAAGACCGCUGGCCUCGCGGCGGCGGCGCUGGAGGGCGAGGAGGUCGACGGGGACGUCCUGAUCCUGAAGGCCUUGCAGUCGCUGAAGGACGACGAGGUGGAGGACCCGUACGACGAGCGGAGGUGCUCGGGAGGACCACGGAGGCUGCUGAUCCUCCAGCGCCAUUUCUUCCAGACCGCGUGCCUCGACGAGAAGGCCGUCGACCUGGAGGAGCUCCAUCGUAUGCUGUCCGAGCUCGAGCAGCUCCGCGCGGCCCAGAGGUCCGCCCUCGUCUCCAAGGCCAGGCGGGCCCGGCAGACGCUGCGCGGGAGGUGA
This is a messenger RNA of Prorocentrum cordatum, 1248 nucleotides long. NCBI's taxonomy places the organism in Eukaryota, Dinophyceae, Prorocentrales, Prorocentraceae. The record is from the annotation of a GenBank genome assembly.